CAGGCCCAGCCCAGCUAAACGGCCUUUCCUCCUCUCGUAGGAGAUAGGCAGAGGCCAUGGCGUGGCUGCCAUCCACGGCCACCACGGCCGGAUUGCCGAUGCCUGGCGCUACAGAGCGCCUUGGAGAGGAUAAGGAGGACGUCCCCGAUGUCGUGGACAAACCCUAGCUGCUUUUCCACUUCCCCUCGCUCGCUCUCCCCUCCACAACACGCGCCCGACACGCCGUCGCCGCCUCUCGUUGAUCCCGUGGCCACUGGCCUCCCCUCGUCGCGCCAAGAGGUCCAGGAGAACCGUCGUGGUCUACUUCGUCUACCCCGAGCACUGGAUCGAGCAAGGAAGGUCCGUACACUCGCCAUCGACCUCGUCUUCCACGCGUACAUCGCCGGCGUCCGGCGUCGAUUGCCGCCGCUCCGGUCCACCUCCGGCCUCCCCGACCUCGCCUUCGUGCUCACUACCCCGAGACCGAUGUUGCCCCUGUGAUCGACUACGUCGACGACGACCCCUCCUUGCCAGAACAACCAGGCAAGCCCCCCUUUGAUCAUCCCGAUAUCGCCC
Messenger RNA from Triticum aestivum (bread wheat), 555 nucleotides. RefSeq lists its product as uncharacterized. The transcript has 2 exons. NCBI's taxonomy places the organism in Eukaryota, Viridiplantae, Streptophyta, Magnoliopsida, Poales, Poaceae. The coding region runs from base 148 to 480 and encodes 110 amino acids. The record is from RefSeq and is a predicted model, not a curated record.